Erpetoichthys calabaricus (reedfish) is the source of this 1936-nucleotide messenger RNA. RefSeq names its product vesicle-associated membrane protein 2 (gene vamp2). The transcript has 5 exons. Lineage: Eukaryota; Metazoa; Chordata; Cladistia; Polypteriformes; Polypteridae. Bases 250 to 597 code for a protein of 115 amino acids. Gene Ontology annotation, cellular component: plasma membrane; SNARE complex. The record is from RefSeq and is a predicted model, not a curated record. Gene Ontology annotation, biological process: vesicle-mediated transport; vesicle fusion; SNARE complex assembly. Gene Ontology annotation, molecular function: SNAP receptor activity; syntaxin-1 binding.
CGUCAGUGAGCCAUCUUUGUUUGGCCGGCAUAGAGUGUGAGAGCGAACAAGUGAGCGAGCUCGCACCCGUUCAUGUGCACGCGCGCGUGUAUGUGUGUGUGAGCGCGAGCUAUCCAGCAAGCAAGCAGGGACAGGGAGGCAGCAGACGGAUAAGAGCAGCCAAGGCGCGGAGCUUCGCACAGACCACUGAGCUGACCGGAAUUCGAGACACCGAACGACCGGGCAAUUGACACACAGCAAGGCGCCGACAUGUCUGCCCCAGCCGCCGCCCCAGCAGCAGGAGAAGGGGGAGCCCCAGCAGCACCCACUCCGCCUCCCAAUCUGACAAGCAACCGCCGGCUGCAGCAGACACAAGCCCAAGUAGAUGAAGUGGUGGACAUCAUGCGCGUCAAUGUUGAUAAAGUCCUCGAAAGGGAUCAGAAGCUGUCAGAACUGGAUGAUCGUGCAGAUGCGCUCCAGGCUGGAGCAUCCCAGUUUGAAACCAGUGCCGCCAAGCUUAAACGCAAAUACUGGUGGAAGAAUCUCAAGAUGAUGAUCAUCCUUGGAGUGAUUUGUGCGAUCAUUCUCAUAAUUAUCAUUGUGUACUUCAGCACCUAAAUGUGGCACUGCAGCUUGGUUGAGACAACGGCAGGGAGGGCUUACGGGACCAGUAUCACACUGACACCCUUCUCAGCCAUAUCUUCCAGUCCCCUCCCAAUUUCCCUGUACGCAUGUGUGUGUGUGCCUGCGUGUGUGUAUGCGUGUUUCCUGUAAAUAGUCAGGUUUUGUUAUUAAUAUAUAUAGUAUAUAUAUUUUGUUCUUUGUAGAGUUUUAUUAGAAUGUUUAUAAGUGUGUAUUAAUUUUCAACUACAGAUCUACUGCCUAUAUCCCUAGCUGGGUUCAUAUUAAUCUCUAAUUAUGCUGUCCUAAUCACUGUGUAUAUCUGUCUUAAUGGUAUAUUUCACCCUUUCUGUUGCAAAGCAAGAUUUGUGAGUAAGAAAAGGUUUGACCUCACUCCAGCAAAGCUACACUAUGAGGAUUUCAAAUGGAUACAUCUAAAACAAAAACACCAAAAAAAAAAAAAAAAAAAAAAAAAAAAGUCUUAAUUUCUAUAUUGUCUGCCAGCUGAACUGCCUCUUAUGGCUGUCACUGUCUUUUGCUGAUCUACAAGGCCUCAAGAUGGUUUUAUUGAGAUAAUGCACCAAGUUAAAAUAUUUUUUAUAUUUGCUCACAUUCUUGAUUUGCCCCUUUCCUGUCUCUUAUCCUCUCUCCUUGUCUCUCUUUCUCUUUCUCUCACACACCUAGAUGUCUUGGGUUAUUGUAAUCCUGUUGUAGCAAAGGACCAAUGUUUUUAACUUUUUUUGCUGAUAGAAUUCUGUAACAUUCCUUAAGAGUGAUGUUGUAUUUUUUCUCUCAGAAUGAUAUAUAACAUAAUGUUCUCCUAAAACUGAAAUCAAGUAACACUAAAUACAGUGGAGAUGUUUUUUCUUUGAAGAAUAUAUAUCUCAAACUAAGUAUAAAAAUAUAGAAAUAUGCUCUAUGUAUUAUUUUUCUUGAAAUGCCAUUUUUUUUAAUUCAUUGUGCUGUUAGUGAAGUACAGUAUAUUUCUAAGACAGCAGAGGCAACACAUCAAAGUGAGUAAAAAGGGAGAAUAAAAUCCUACAGUAACAUUCCAGUCUACAGCUUUAUAGAAAAAACAAUGGUGUAAUCCACUUUAAAUUGAGAAAAAAAUAGGAUUUAUGGAAGUUUUCCAAAUUUAAUGUUUUGCAAAUCACUGCCUGUCCCUGAGGGUCUGCCCCACGAAUUUUUGGAAGUUAAGAAUUUCCAAACAGUUACUCUCUCGCUGCCUAUUUCUUUUGACAGGCCCCCACCAUUCCAUCUGCAAGGAUAUGUUUGUAGAUCAAGAGGGCACCUUGUGUUGCUCUUUGUCUUACCAAGAAAACCUCUGGGAGAGAGG